AUAAGAAUACUUAUAAAUAUUCUUGGUAUCUACUUGAUUUGACAUCGCAAUCAGGAGCAAUCCAUAAUUACAGCGAAAAUAAAGAACAAUGCUAUCGUGUGUAUAGGCUGAGAGGUAUUCUAUUUCAAUGCAGAUGUAAUAUUGACAAUGUAAAUAUAUUGUUACAUGUUUUACAUGUUCGAUUUUGAACACUAAGACAUCAAAACAAGUCUCAAAACAAAUAUUGAUAUUGAUUUAAAACCACAAGACAACCAUUCAUAAAAUAAGAUCCUAUAUCACAUAGGAUUUUAAAUUAUUAAAAAGUCUUGUUUCCCUUCUGCACGAAAGCGUCUUAAUUUUUAGAGAACCUUGUUUCAAUCAACUUACUCAAUUUUUCACAAAAUGCCUAAGCCAACAAAGAAAUUGUCUUCGCAAGAACAAGCACAGGAAUCGGAUCCUGUUUGCCUGAAUUUCCAUGAUAUUAUUCUGCGUAGUAAGGAUAUUAACAUAUUGAAAGGUCCACACUGGCUAAAUGAUCAAAUAAUUGCUUUCUAUUUCUCAUAUCUUAAAAAAUUAAAGUGUAAAAACAAUUCGGAUAUACUUUUUGUAGCGCCAGCAGUGACCCAGUGCAUGAAGUUUAUAAGCCAGGAAGAAUUAACAACCAUGUUAAAAGACUUGAAUGCCGGUUCUAAAAUGUUUAUAUUGUUCGCAUUGAAUGACAAUAUAACGGCACUUGCUGGAGGUAGCCACUGGUCAUUGCUGGCGUUAUCCAGGCCUGAAAGAACAUUCUACCAUUUUGAUUCCCUCUGCGAUCAAAACGUCAGUGCGGCCAGUCAAUUAAUACACCAAGUCAAAGCUGCACUGAACUGUAAAAGAUAUAAAUUGAAGACAAUGAAAUGUUUGCAGCAAACAAACACCUAUAAUUGUGGAAUACAUGUUCUAUGUAUGGCUGAAAAAAUCGUUGACUAUGUUAACAUAUUCAAACAUAUGGACGGCGUGGGUCAGUUGAAACAAGAAACUGUGGAUGGUAAACGUGCUAAGUUGUUAAAAUUAAUCGUUACUUUGGGUGGAAAACACGUUUCAGUUUAAUCUAUUUUCUAUUUGUUAUCUUUAUAUGGUACUUAUAAUAUUCUUGAAAGUAGAAAUAAAUACAAAUUGUUGCAAUUGGUAGCAAUAAUUAUA
This is a messenger RNA of Teleopsis dalmanni, 1161 nucleotides long. RefSeq names its product sentrin-specific protease 8-like. The record is from RefSeq and is a predicted model, not a curated record. Gene Ontology annotation, biological process: proteolysis. The transcript has 4 exons. Gene Ontology annotation, molecular function: deNEDDylase activity; cysteine-type peptidase activity. The coding region runs from base 382 to 1068 and encodes 228 amino acids. NCBI's taxonomy places the organism in Eukaryota, Metazoa, Arthropoda, Insecta, Diptera, Diopsidae.